CAAAUAAGUCACCCUGUACCAUUUCCCAGCAGUUAACGUGAGUGAGAGUGACGUCAUUAUGGAGUCGAACACGUACGUCCCGGCCUACUACGCACGCCGGCAGACGUUGAUGAGGAAGUCAAUGGCGGCCAUCUCAGCCUCCCGGUUUGACCAGAGUACUGCGAGGUUACUGAGCUCGGUCGAGAACAGGUCCCAUAACUCCUGGCUGGGGGCCACUGUGGGCGUGGUCACUGCGGGGGAUGACUCGCAGGGCAUGAACGCGUGUAUCCGCGCCGUGGUACGUCUGGCCAUGUACCUAGGCUGUGAUGUCUACUACAUCAAGCAGGGCUUUAAGGGCAUGGUGGACGGGGGUGAGAACAUUGUGGAGGCCACCUGGAUCAGCACCAGUGACGUCAUUGGCCACGGGGGCACCAUUCUCAAGAGCUACAAAUGUCCCAGCUUCACAGAGCGAGAGUCCCGCCUCAAGGCCGUCCAUAACCUUCUGAAGGCCGGGAUCUCUAACAUCAUAGCUAUAGGAGGGGACGGGACGCUCAGGGCACUGAACGUACUCCACGAAGAAUGGCCACUCUUGCUCAGAGAACUUCACGACAGAAACCAGAUUACCCGGGAACUUGCCGCUAAACACAAAACGUUGCGAGCGGUAGGCAUCAUCUCCAGCAUAGUCCAUGACGUCUGCGGGAGUGACGUGGCUAUAGGAGUGGACUCGGCGCUACACCGUAUCAUCGAGGCCACCGACGCUAUCGCUACAACGUCCAGUAGCUCUCAGCAGGUUUUUGUCGUUGAGGUGAUGGGCAAAAAGAGCGGGUACCUAGCCCUGACCGCCGGUCUGGCGUGUGACGCAAGCAUGAUCUUCAUACCGGAGUGGCCCCCAGAGGGGGACUGGACGGAGGAGCUGGUAAACAAGAUCAAGGAAGACGUGGCCGUGGGCAAGGAGGGUAUCCUGGUGGUGGUGUCCGAGGGAGCCACAGACCGCCAGGGAAAACCCAUCAAGGCGGAGGAGAUCAGGGCUGUGCUCGCCAGAAAGCUCAACCUGGACACUAGGGUCACCGUGCUAGGUCACGUGCAGAGAGGAGGCAUCCCGUCCGCCUCCGAUCGCUAUCUGGCCUCUCGGAUGGGCGCUGAGUCUGUCCUAGCCCUGAGGGACCUGCCCGAAGACAUGAGCGCAUGCGCAAUCGGCAUGGUGGGCAACAACGUGUCGUGUCUGGACAUCGGCUACUGUCUGGAGAACACGGAGAAGGUCUGGCAGUGCAUGCUGGACAAGAACUACACAGAGGCUGUGCGGCUUAGAGGGAGGCUGUUUCAGUCGUUCCUGAGCAGCUACGCCAUCCUUCACUCACUCCGGCCGGCGGCUGUGCUGAGCAUCCCAGGGAUGAGCGGUGUGAGAAAGAUCGGUGUCGUGAAGAUAGGCAAGACCACGCUCGGACACUGCUGCGUCACCAAGUCCGUGGUGGGAUACUGUCUCUCCAAGUAAGUCUUCCGUCUGUGUGUUUGUAUGUCCGUCUGUCUGUCUGUCCAUCUGUCUGUGGUGAGAUAAAGUCUCUCCAAGUUUGCCUCUCCGUGAUAUUUUGCUAAGCUACACGUUUAGUACAUGACAAAGAGUGAAAUAAUGGUAACAGCAUAAGGGCCAGUAAUACACUUAUAAUUUUUUAAAGGACGAAGAAACCGUGGUCAUUUUCUCUCAAUCUUUCCUUCCAGAGAGUACCUAGAUCCUGGGUCGGGUUAAAAUGUAGUCAGAUCCUAGCAACAAUGCUAAGCCAUUGAAAGCUCUCUCUUUCUCUCUCUCUCUCUCUCUCUCUCUCUCU
Aplysia californica (California sea hare) is the source of this 1802-nucleotide messenger RNA. Its product is annotated as ATP-dependent 6-phosphofructokinase. Gene Ontology annotation, biological process: fructose 6-phosphate metabolic process; canonical glycolysis; fructose 1,6-bisphosphate metabolic process. NCBI's taxonomy places the organism in Eukaryota, Metazoa, Mollusca, Gastropoda, Aplysiida, Aplysiidae. Gene Ontology annotation, molecular function: monosaccharide binding; AMP binding; identical protein binding. The record is from RefSeq and is a predicted model, not a curated record. Gene Ontology annotation, cellular component: 6-phosphofructokinase complex. The coding region runs from base 59 to 1471 and encodes 470 amino acids. The transcript is spliced from 9 exons.